This is a messenger RNA of Cimex lectularius (bed bug), 1013 nucleotides long. RefSeq names its product cuticle protein 18.7-like. The transcript is spliced from 5 exons. Bases 92 to 841 code for a protein of 249 amino acids. NCBI's taxonomy places the organism in Eukaryota, Metazoa, Arthropoda, Insecta, Hemiptera, Cimicidae. The record is from RefSeq and is a predicted model, not a curated record.
UAUAUAUAGACAUGCAUGGACUCAUGUCCGUGUAUUCGUACAGUCCUUGCUUUGUCUAACACAGAAAGCCGUGUAUACAUACGCCUACAUCAUGAAACAAUUAUUAGUGUUUUGUGCGUUUGUCGCUGCCGGGUCUUCGCGACCCGAUUGCAGAGGACCUUAUUAUCAGGAGUAUGCUCGGUUUAACCGAGACGGUAGCGUCGCCGACACUCCUGAAGUAGCCAGGGCAAAGGUUGCCCAUUAUGCUAUACUUGCCAAAGCUGGAGGUGCCGUUCCUCACUACCCCGGACAAUGGAUCUCUACUCCCGGAUCGUCGCCCUACAGCCGAUCGGGUUACUAUUGGUACGACAAAGAACGUCUGAACCCCGACGGAACCGUCGCUGAAACACUGGAAGUAGAACACGCAAAAAAAGGCCAUUUUGCCGCACAUGCUAAAGCCAGGGCUUAUCUCGGUCUCCCACCUGUGGAAGUUGCUAACAACCAGGUAGGCGCAGGUGCCACAGCAUCUCGCUUCGCGGCUCACAUAGGCGCCCUCAGAAGGUCGAAACGAUAUGCCCCGGCACCCUUGAACCCGGACGGCACUGUCGCUGACACCCCCGAAGUCGCCACGGCCAAAGCACAGCACUUCGCCACAGUCGCCAAAGCCAGAGCGUACAAUUUGAUCCCCGUCUCUUACUACACUGGUGGAAAAUGGUUGGGACCUCCUGCACCCCUCAACCCCGACGGUACGGUAGCCGACACUCCUGAGGUCCAAGCGGUCAAAGCAGCACAUUUUGCAGCCCACGCCGGUGCUAGACACGGAACUCUUGUUUUCCAACCUUCUACGGCCUACUACGGUUAGGCACCCCUCAACGCAGAUGGAACCGUCGCAGAAACGCCUGCAGUUGUUGCAAGGAAGGUUCAACAUUUUGUUCCUUACAACCAAGCUCUCGCUAGGCUUGGUUAACAGCCCAACACCUAAACGUUUUACCUACUCUAUUUUUAUACAAUAAAAACUAAUUUUUUACCUAUGA